Molecule: messenger RNA, 1222 nt
Organism: Hermetia illucens (black soldier fly)
Lineage: Eukaryota; Metazoa; Arthropoda; Insecta; Diptera; Stratiomyidae
Exons: 2
Coding region: 98-973 (291 amino acids)
Source: RefSeq, a predicted model, not a curated record
UAUUAAAACGCUGACGAAAAUAUGUCAUAAAUUGAAAGUUCCCCAUAUGUUUGUGAAAUUCAAAUGAGACGAUUUGAGUCAAAAUUUUGCGUUUAUUAUGAUUUUACUCGACUGGAUACGUGCAUUAAUCAAACGUCUUUCAGAGCAACCUACAUUUAUCACUUCACCGUUUCGAAGUCGAAAACGGGCUGGAAGUGAAACCUUCGCGAGUCCACCUAAAAGGACGCGUUGUCCAGUGAUAGCACCGGGUCUCCCAAGGCAACGUUUGGACGGGUUGGAAAUUAUUGUACAUUGUGAAUGCGAAGAAAACGAUAGUACUACAAUUUCAGACGAAGUUUCCGAGGAAUCUACAUGCCUUAAACGGGAAUCUAAAGUGCAACCGUCUUGUUUAGAAUCUGCUUGUCAAACAUCUACUUGUGACUUCUCUAUGAGCACUCCUUGUUCCAAAGAGCCAAAUAUGACAACUAAUGGUGCUUGCCCAAUAGCAGAUACAACUUGUAACACUUCUGAAGGUUACGUUACGUCUUCUCCCAACUUAAACACGACCCUUUCACAGGCAAUAACCCAACAAGCGUGGCUCAAAUAUUCACAGAAAUCUUACAAUUUUGCAAAUGCAGAAGAACAAUGUGCGGCUUUAGAAGCGGCUCGGGAAAUAUGGACUCAUAUGACUUCGCAACAAAAAAUGCCUUAUUAUUGGGAAGCAGUUGAGCAUGGCGCACUGUCUUUGAGUCCUUUUGAUAAUUUCUUAAAUUUUUAUCAAAUGCGACGUAGCAUUACUAGUCCUAGGGCUCGGGCCAAAAUUGAAAAAACCUGGAAGGGAAUGUCCUUUGAAGAAAAAUUGCCGUUUAUAGUAGAAAGCUUCAUUUAUAAAUUAAUAGACGAAGGAAACGAAUUGGAUCAGGCCAGCGUUAAAAGUUUUUUUGAUCGUUAUCGACGCCAGAGUAAACGAGUGUGUGCAUGUGUUCGUGAAUGAAUUGAUUACAAGCAUAAGCGAAUUUUUGAAUAAUGUACUAUUGAAAGUGGCAUUUUUUUGAUUCGGUGGCAGUGUGGCGAAAAUUGAGUAUGUAUAUACAGUGAGUGUCAGCUUAUUUGAUGCAAGCCAAAAAUUAAAUUUCAAACAAAAUUUACUGGAAAACCAUAUAAGAUAUCAAAAAGAUAAGCAUACCACUAAAAAGAGCGUGAAUUUCCCUUUAGAACCAUUUUUAAUAUAUUUCAAAUUUUG